GCGUGGCCCCGCGGGGAGCGGAAGAGGCGCGGCCACGGCUUUCGUGUGGCGCGAUGGCGGCGGAGGCGCCGCGGUACGGGGAGCGGCGGCGGUCUGAGGCCGCUGUGCUGCGGCUGCUGGCGCUGCUGCUGCUGGCGGGUGCGGCCGGCGCCGGGCAGCUCUCCAAAUGGCGGGUGCCGGUGCCCAUGGGGAAGAAGUUUUUUAAUUUUGGGAAGAUUCUCUUCAGCAACACCACCAUUUUCCUGAGAUUUGAAGGGGAUGAGAAGGCUUGUGAUCCCUCCCAAGUUUACAACGUUACUUGGUACUUAAGAUACUCUGAUUGCUACAAUGAAGUCUUCAACUUUGGGGAAGAACAGGCAGAGUACUAUUUUGGGACUACAUCUGAAGAACAUCCGGGUUGGUCAGGAUACUAUGCCACAGCUUCUCUACUCUUUCCAAAUUGCUCUGAGCUCUUCAGGCCCCAGAUUUUCUAUAAAGAAUUUGUUCAUCCAGAGCCUCUCUCACCUGAGAAACAAGAGGGCGUAAAAGAUAAGAAGGAGAGUGCAGCAAAUCACACAAUGGUGGCAGAUAAAACUGCAAUGAAUGCAGUUAUUAAAACUUGGCGAGAUGGGCCAUAUAUAUUUAUUGUACAAAUUGGAGUUAUAUCUACAAAAGAUUCUACUACUAAAGUUAAAAGAACAGAGAAAACGACACCUUCCUCAAAUGUCAAAGAGAAGCUCUUCACAAUGACAGUAGAACUGAAGGGGCCAUAUGAGUAUCUAUCACUUGCAGACUAUCCUCUGAUGAUUUUUUUCAUGGUGAUGUGUAUUGUGUACGUAUUCUUCGGGGUUUUAUGGCUUGCGUGGUCAGCGUGUUACUGGCGGGAUCUCCUGAGGAUCCAGUUCUGGAUUGGUGCGGUUAUCUUCCUGGGCAUGCUUGAGAAAGCAGUCUUCUAUGCAGAGUUCCAGAAUAUCCGCUACACGGGGGAAUCUGUACAAGGAGCACUAAUACUGGCAGAACUGCUUUCCGCUGUGAAACGGUCACUGGCUCGAACUCUGGUCAUUAUAGUCAGCCUGGGAUAUGGAAUAGUCAAGCCUCGCCUUGGAGUUACUCUUCAUAAAGUAGUUAUGGCUGGAGCCCUUUAUCUGUUAUUUUCUGGCAUGGAAGGUGUUCUUAGAGUCACAGGGUUUUUCUAUGACACUGUGGCUCUGAUAGCAAACUUGGCCCUGUCCUUGAUUGAUGCCUGUAUUGUUUUGUGGAUAUUCAUCAGCUUGACUCAAACAAUGAAACUGCUAAAACUUCGAAGGAAUGUUGUGAAACUCUCUUUGUAUCGGCACUUCACCAACACACUCAUCCUGGCAGUAGCAGCAUCCAUUGUAUUUAUCAUCUGGACCACCAUGAAGUUCAGGCUGGUGGACUGUCAGUCGGACUGGCAGGAGCUUUGGGUGGAUGAUGCCAUCUGGCGCUUAUUGUUUUCAAUGAUCCUUUUUGUCAUCAUGAUUCUGUGGAGACCAUCUGCUAACAACCAAAGGUUUGCUUUCUCACCGCUGUCUGAAGAAGAGGAUGAUGAUGAGCAGAAAGAGCCAAUGUUGAAGGAAAGCUUUGAAGGAAUGAAAAUGAGAAGUACAAAGCAAGAACCAAAUGGGAAUGUGAAAGCAAACAAAGCUCAGGAGGAUGACCUGAAAUGGGUAGAAGAGAAUGUUCCUUCUUCGGUGACUGAUGUUGCGCUUCCAGCUCUUCUGGAUUCAGAUGAGGAAAGAAUGAUUACACACUUUGAAAGGUCCAAAAUGGAAUGAAGGAUAAGGCUUUUGUUGUUGGAAGUGGAGACGCCUCUUUUAAAGUUGCUUGGUGGAGCAAGUGCAUCCUGCUGAUUUGUUUCUUGAUCACAGCCUUGUUGGAAGUUCGAUGCUUUAUUGUCACGAGGACGUCUUGCUGUGGAAGAAGUUCACAAGGACAUUGAUAAACCAUUUGGAAAUUUUGAAAUUACAAAGUUGCUGCAAGUCUGGAUUUUUAAGCAAUUUAAAUGUGUACUAUUCCAGCACCUUCUGUAACUUUUCAAAUAUUUAAUCUGUGAAACUAAAAUUCCUAAUGUCUGCUUGAGGAGUUUAUAUGUCAGUGUUAAAGUUGACACUUGCAGGUAAAUUGCCUUUACCUUUUUUGGUGGAGGGUGGGAACAGAUGGAAAUAAGCACUGAAGAAACAAAAGAGCUAUUUGCUGGUAGGUAAGGGCUUAGGCUGUUCUAUGUUGCAUGUCCAACGUGAAUGAAAGGUUUUAGAGAGAAGCUCCUGUUAACUAAAAAAAUUACGAUGUCAGAAAAGAGAUAUUUGGAAAAGUUACAGGGAUAGGAGUUUUUAACAAAAUCAAGUGCAAUUUUAUUCAUAACACUGUGUAAGAGAUUUUCUAUUUUAAAAUGCCAUUGACCUAUAGGUAACAGUUGUGUAGAGCUAACACUUGCUGUUGUGGCACAUCUCAUUGCCGGCAAUGUGGUGGAUGCCUGGAAAAAAUAUUUGCCCCUACCUUCCAUGUGUUGCAUGGUUUAAUUAAAAAAAAAAAAAAAAAACCAUAACAAAGAAAAACCAAAUGCACUCCUGCAAUGCUCCACAAGUGCUUGACUAUUCAUGUUAAGCAGAUACUAACUAGACUUCAGCAAAACUCUUCCUCCCUGCACAUGUAACAUCUCACACCACCCAGUCAGCACUCUUUUAUGAGAAGAUGGCGUUGCUUUCCAGCGUGUGCAAGCACUGCUGCACCACUUAGCUUACUUGGAAGAGGCUUUGAUGGGACUACACAGUGCUGGGAUACUUUACUUUCUCAUGUCCAUUUAGAAUUGCCUCUAUUGGAAAUGUUUUGAUGAUGGGCCUUCCUGUCCCAGUUGGUCCCUUUGGCCAAGAGGUACUCUGAUAAGAUCAUUGUAUUUAAGUUAAUGCUGUAGAGUUUUGUUCUAUACAAUUGCUUUUUUCUCCUUUUCAAAUGAAAAAGAGCUUUUGGACA
Messenger RNA from Cygnus atratus (black swan), 2970 nucleotides. It is a transcript of the gene TMEM87A, whose product is annotated as transmembrane protein 87A. Gene Ontology annotation, biological process: retrograde transport, endosome to Golgi. The record is from RefSeq and is a predicted model, not a curated record. NCBI's taxonomy places the organism in Eukaryota, Metazoa, Chordata, Aves, Anseriformes, Anatidae. The coding region runs from base 54 to 1775 and encodes 573 amino acids. The transcript is spliced from 20 exons. Gene Ontology annotation, cellular component: Golgi cisterna membrane; Golgi apparatus.